Centruroides sculpturatus (bark scorpion) is the source of this 1133-nucleotide messenger RNA. Its product is annotated as eukaryotic translation initiation factor 4E-1A-like. Gene Ontology annotation, molecular function: translation initiation factor activity; RNA 7-methylguanosine cap binding. The coding region runs from base 58 to 669 and encodes 203 amino acids. Gene Ontology annotation, biological process: translational initiation. The record is from RefSeq and is a predicted model, not a curated record. NCBI's taxonomy places the organism in Eukaryota, Metazoa, Arthropoda, Arachnida, Scorpiones, Buthidae. The transcript is spliced from 7 exons. Gene Ontology annotation, cellular component: cytoplasm; eukaryotic translation initiation factor 4F complex.
UUGGGUGACAGCUUCGUGCGCCGAUGUGCAGCUCCGCGACGAAAAUAAACUUAAGCGAUGGCUCGAACACUCAGUACAAGCGAAGUACACUCCAAAGAAAGUGAAAGAAUAGAAAAAGAAAUUAAGCAUCCGCUACAACAUAAAUGGAACUUAUGGUUUCAUCAGAAUGAGAAAAGUAAGCUAUGGGAAGACAGUCUAGUCAAAUUAAGUUCGUUUGAUACUGUGGAAGAUUUCUGGUCUCUGUUUAAUCAUAUUAUAUUGCCAAGUAACUUGCCAAUAGGAUCCGAUUAUUCUAUUUUCAAGGACGGGGUUAAACCUAUGUGGGAAGAUGAAAGAAAUGUUCAAGGAGGAAGGUGGCUGAUUAAUGUACGAAAACAUUUGAAAAAUUCCAGUUUAGACGAUUACUGGUUGGAAACACUUUUGUGCCUUAUUGGAGAAGCCUUUGAUGAAGAGGACAAUGAAGUAUGUGGAGCUGUAAUAAAUAUUAGAAAAUAUACUGAUAAAAUUGGAGUAUGGACCUCAAAUUCCAAAAACUCAGAAAGUAAUAUCAAAAUAGGACGGAAGUUAAAAGAAAGAUUGAACAUUCGUGAUGGUAUAUUAGGAUAUGAAGCCCAUGCGGAUACUCAAGCAAAAUUAGGAUCAUCGGUACCCUGUCUUUACCAAGUUUAAUGGAUUUCUUGAAAAACAGAUAUAUACGUGUAUCAUUAUUAUUUUCACAGUUCAUUUAAAGUAUCUUUAACAUGUGUUAAAUAAGCGGUUUCGAAUAUGAAAACCAUCUUCAUAGUAAUUUCAGAAAAUAAAAUAAGUUAUUUUAAUUGUACAAAUAGACAACAUUGAAGACUUAAAAACUUUUGAGGUGGUCUAAACGUUCUUUCACAAUCAAAACGUCUUUUCACUGGAACACAAUCUUUAACAAACUAUUGUAAUAUAAAUGAUGUAAUUAUAUUGAAUGUUAUAUUUACUAUCAAUUUAUUUUCAAUAUGGAAAUUCUUAUGAUAAACAUACUGUUGUAUUAUUAUUAUAAUUAACUUAAGUAAGUUUUUUAAUUUUAAAAAUCCAAUAAGAUAUUUUACAAAUAAAUAUUUGCAUGUUUUAAUUUUCAUUUGAAAAUAAAAUUUCUUUGUUGAAUUCAA